UGCUUGAUUUAUGUUCCGUUAAGCCUGUUGCUAACAGUCCAGAGAAGUUUGGUAACUAGGAUGUGGAGAUAAAUAUAUGAGACUAUCCAAGCGAAGCAGUACUCCCCAGGUUACUUCAAAGCAGAACCUUUAGGAUAAGAAACGAAGAUGCAUACCAGUACCAGUCAGAAAGAGAUAAGAAGAAUGCUGGUGAAAGCAUCAUCGUUGGAACCUAUCCAGGACUCAAAAGGUGAAAAGUACACAGCGAGGAAGACGUCUUACUUCAUCUGAGGAAGACUACUUACUUCAUCUUGAGACCCCUGCCCACGACCACCAGGAGGCACUGCGCAAGCGCAGAACAUAUGGAAAUGACUUUUGUACUCAUUAUAAUACGAAGCGGGGAUAGGUCAUGAAUAUGUAUCAGCAUAGUGGGAAAGGUGAUGCAUAUGUAAUACUUUACAGGAUAAAUUGUGAGCACGUUGUAACGGUCUUCGGAACCAGAUUUGGGUGGGUACCCCUGGUUCCCGGGGCCUCGGAAUAAAGCACCACAUAUAACCUCCUUAGAGUGGUUAUGUGUUCUUCUCUCGGCUAACAGUUUUGGCGACCCAGAUGGGACCUCGCGGGCAUUGCUGAGGCGGCUCGCGCAUCGAUCCAGCUCCAGCCGGCACCGAGUGAUUCUCGGGGAGCCAUCGACCGCGACCGACCUCCGGUGCUCUCGACGGACCAACGGCAUUGUAGAACUUUGAUCCGGUUGCGUAGUGCCCUGAUCUGGAACCGACCGCUCUCGUUGGAGACUCCAGUACACGAGAUCGAGCCAGGAGACCAAGUCUACGUUCGUGAUUGGAGCGAGGAACCACUUAAGGAACGGUGGAAUGGACCGUACCUGGUGCUGUUAACUACCUUCACCGCUGUAAAAGUGGAAGGAAUUAACUCCUGGAUUCACUACACUAGAGUGAAGAAAGUCCCGAAACAUUGGGAAUCAGAAGCCUUAGGACCUACGAAGCUGAGACUGAAAUGCAGAUAAGAUGUCGUGUUAUAUGUAUAGCACUUUAAUUGUGAUUUGGUCAGUCUUACCUAUAAUAAUUGUUGGUUCCUUAGAAGUUUCAUUGAAAAGGGAGGUGGUGACGUAUGUUGUUGGACAAAAUGCCACUCUGUCUUGCAGGUUUACCAUGCCAAUGGGAGGAGAACUAAUAAGGGUUAUCUGGGAAAAGGAAUCGGAAAGUUUUGAAGUACCUGAGAUAAUUUUCGACAGCAAGGACAAAGGAUUAGUAGGGCAUGAGCAGGAGUUGCAGGAAAAUUGGCAAUCUAGAAGUAAAGUAAUGAACAGGUUCUGUUCACGAAAUCUUACUGAAGGAGAGACUAAAUUAAGGAUAGCCAAUCUGACUGAACAAAUGCGGGGAAAAUAUCGUUGUCUGGUCAAGACAAACAAUAGUGCAGACUACGGUGAGAAGAUAAUAUACAUUACUAAAACUAGAGUCAGACGAGCUAUAAAACCGACCGAAUCACCCCAGAUAAUUCAAGUACCCCAACGUGAUCCGGAGGAAAACCUAAUGAUAGGAUUAAUCAAGGAUUUCGCAAAAAUGCAAAAUACGAGUAGAAUAACGGCAUGCCUCCCAAUACCAAAAGCAGCUGGAGAACCAAUUGAGUGGGGAAUAAUAACAAUACCAUUCCCAGAAGGAAACGAGACAGUUAAGUGUCAGGAAAAGGAAAUAAUAAAAAACGUAACAAAAAUAGAAUAUGAAAGAAGGAGGGUCACGAGCCCCCACACUCACCGUCUGUCCCCACAGCCCCACGCCAGCCCCAAGCUGCUCCAGGAAGGACCAGGGCUUAAGUCAUGGUGUGAAAAGAAAUUAAACUUUCAAUUCACGCAGAAAGGAUCAGAAAGAGGUGAAUGCAUAUAUGAUGAAGAAAUUGAAGUAAAAACACAGACAAAAGAAAUAACCUGGAACUGUCAAACAAAGAACAAUUUGGAACAAAAUUGGGAUACAAUUUGGUCACUGAGUAUUGUACAAAAAUUUCGGUAUGGUGGAAACACAUCUUGGUGUCUCAGAUGGUCAGGGAAAUAUAAUAUAGCAGGAAAUAUGAACCUGUUGUCAUUAAACAGAGUCAGUCUAGAUACUGUUAAAAAUGUUCCUUGGUGGAAUUGCACCAGGAUAAUGGAUUGUGAUACUGAUCCAGAAAAGAUUGCAAUGCCCCCAAUUAGAAUUGCUUUAAAAGCAGGAUGUGCAUGCCGAGGAUUUAAAGUUGGAGGAAAAACGAUACAAGCCCCGGCUGAUGGAAUAAACUGCAGAUAUUUGAUGAUACAUAGCAUGGGACAUCUUGUUUGGGCACUCAGUGAUGGUACCUGGACCACUCACCUUCCAAUAACAGGGCCAGUGCGGGAAAUUACCUUAGGACUCCCCACUUUAUGUCCAAUCUGGAAACGUUCCCCAUUCAGGGGCAAACUAGAAACUUUGCAGAUUCGAACCAAAAGAAGUAUUGAUGAUGAUAUAGACAAUAUAGAUGACACUUGGCAAGAGCCUGAGACAGGAGUGAAAGUAGGAUGGGCACUUGAAUCCCUUUUUGCUCAAAUAGCUGCAUAUCGCAAUAGGGAAGCGAUUUAUAAUUUAAUUGGACAAACUGAGAGAUUGGCCAAGGUGACUAAAAAAGGCUUUAGGGAUCUAAAUUUGCAAUUACAGGCAACAACCAAAAUGACUCUGCAAAACAGAAUGGCAUUAGACACAUUGCUGUUAAAGGAACAUGGUGUUUGUGGAUAUCUCAAAGAUAGAAUCGAUCACUGCUGUGUACAUAUACCAAACGUAACUGCAGAUAUAGAAUAUGACAUUGCUCAAUUAGGGAAAAUUGAAAAGGAAGCUGAAAAGGAAAAAGAAGAAAUAAGUCAAAAUUGGGUAGGAGCAUUAUUUGAUGGAUUGGGAAUCCACCUUACUGGGUGGAUUCAUUCCCUCAUAGAGACAGUGUUUACUCUAUUGCUUGUGUUCCUCGCAAUCUAUUUGGUAUAUUUUUGUAUUCGAAGAGAAAUAACCCGGAAUACCAGUUGGACACAUAAAAUCAUUGGAGCAGUGACUCGAGAAUAUCCACGACACCCAAUAACUCCUCCUCUUACCUAUCAGGAAACUACUACAUGAGUGAAAAUACUUGCAAAAGAUGAAGUAUUUUCAAAGGGGGGAAAUGUUAGAUAUAUAGAGUAAUUAGACUUGUGAGUUGCUUUAGAGUAAUUAGACUUGUGAGUUGCUUGAUUUAUGUUCCGUUAAGCCUGUUGCUAAGCCAGAGAAGUUUGGUAACUAGGAUGUGGAGAUAAAUAUAUGAGACUAUCCAAGCGAAACAGUACUCCCCAGGUUACUUCAAAGCAGAACCUUUAAGAUAAGAAACGAAGAUGCAUACCAGUACCAGUCAGAAAGAGAUAAGAAGAAUGCUGGUGAAAGCAUCAUCGUUGGAACCUAUCCAGGACUCAAAAGGUGAAAAGUACACAGCGAGGAAGACGUCUUACUUCAUCUGAGGAAGACUACUUACUUCAUCUUGAGACCCCUGCCCACGACCACCAGGAGGCACUGCGCAAGCGCAGAACAUAUGGAAAUGACUUUUGUACUCAUUAUAAUACGAAGCGGGGAUAGGUCAUGAAUAUGUAUCAGCAUAGUGGGAAAGGUGAUGCAUAUGUAAUACUUUACAGGAUAAAUUGUGAGCACGUUGUAACGGUCUUCGGAACCAGAUUUGGGUGGGUACCCCUGGUUCCCGGGGCCUCGGAAUAAAGCACCACAUAUAACCUCC
Messenger RNA from Strigops habroptila (Kakapo), 3744 nucleotides. RefSeq lists its product as uncharacterized. The transcript is spliced from 2 exons. The coding region runs from base 1005 to 3104 and encodes 699 amino acids. Lineage: Eukaryota; Metazoa; Chordata; Aves; Psittaciformes; Psittacidae. The record is from RefSeq and is a predicted model, not a curated record.